Messenger RNA from Dictyostelium purpureum, 868 nucleotides. RefSeq lists its product as uncharacterized. The coding region runs from base 212 to 868 and encodes 218 amino acids. Gene Ontology annotation, cellular component: multivesicular body; cytoplasmic side of plasma membrane; ESCRT III complex. The record is from RefSeq and is a predicted model, not a curated record. Gene Ontology annotation, biological process: vesicle budding from membrane; late endosome to vacuole transport via multivesicular body sorting pathway. Lineage: Eukaryota; Evosea; Eumycetozoa; Dictyosteliales; Dictyosteliaceae. The transcript has 2 exons.
AUUAAAAAUAACUUUUUUUAAAAAAAAGUUUUUAGAUUUUUAUAUUAUAUUAUAUAAACUAUAAAAUAAAUAAUUUUUUUAGUCUCUAAAAUAAACCAUCUCACGUUAUAUAUAAUAGUAACAAAACGCUAUAAUAUAUAUUCAUAUAAAUACUUUGUAAAUAAUAAUAAUAAUAACAAUAACAAAACCAAACACAUAUAUAUAAUUAAAAAUGAAGUUAUUUGGAAAAGCUAAACCAGCUAACAACUCUCAAGAUACAAUUGCUAAACUUAGAUUAACAUUAGAAAUGUUAGAAAAAAGGCAAAAAUUUUUACAAGAAAGAUCAGAUAGAGAAGAAUUAGAGGCUAAAAAAUUAGUUGUACAAAAAAAGAAAAGAGAAGCUUUAUUAUGUUUAAAAAAAAGAAACAAUUUCUUAAAUGAAGUUAAUAAAUUACAAGGUUCAUAUGAUACAUUAUCCUCACAAAUUUUUGCAUUAGAAAACGCAAAGAUGAAUAUGGAAAUUAUGAAUUCUAUGAGAGAAGGUGCUCAAUCAUUAAAAGAACUUCAUGGUCAUCUUACUGUCGAUAAGGUUGAUGAUACUAUCGAAGAAAUUCAAACCCAAAUGGAAAUUCACGAAGAAAUUUCAAGAGCUAUCAGUCAACCACUCGGUACUCAAUUGGAUGAUGAAGAAGACCUUUUAAGAGAAUUAGCCGAAUACGAACAAGAAGAUUUAGAUAUGCAAUUACUUAAUAUUAAAGCUCCAUCAAGAGAAUCAUUACCAACUCCAACCCAAGUUAAAUGUAAUUAUUUUUUAAAACUAUUAUUAACCACCCACCACACAAUUAAAAUAAAUACUAACCACAAUCUUAUUUUUUUUAAUACCAUUUAG